CCGGUGCUGAGAGUUAUUCUCAUCUGACAGAUCCUGAAGCAGGUCAACAACUCGUCAGUUUCCAGUGGAGGGAGCCAGCUGAAAAAUAAUCCCAUUGAAAAUGGAGGCAGCAGUUCCAAUAGUAACUGCGAUCAUCGCUGGAGCCUCGCUGGCAGGCACUACCGUUGAGCAAAUGUCCACAAAUAUAAACACUGAACGGAAUGUUGCUAUUCAAAUUUCCAACUACAGCAAAAAAUAUAUCUUAAGAAAUCCAAGAGUCUUCACUUCCAGUGGAUACCCUCACAAUCCUCCUCAGCCUACAAUCAGAAAAGAGACACGGGAAGGCUGUUCAUUCACCAAAAACCCUGAUAAACUAUUGGGUUGUGUCGGUGUCUUGACAUAUGAUGUGUCUGAAAAUAAUAAAAGCAAGGCUCUUAGCCGUUUUGCCAUAAUGUUUUCUGUACCUUACGAUUACACCAAGUAUGAAAAUUGGUUCUCUAUUGGGCUCUUUGAUAGUGAGCGUUCAUGUGAUGAAUCUCUGUUCAAUCUGAUGUAUUAUGAAAAAGGGAGCUUUGUCAGAGACAAUGCAUCAUCCACAGAGAUGAAGUAUGAAGGGGAACUUUCAAUUGUUAAGGGAACAAUGUCUCCUCGAGCCAAGUCAAUAAUGAAAGUAGAAAUAUGGGACAAGUGAUCCAGUUCUUCACAUAAUCACUGCAUGUAGUCAACUGUGCCAAACACAUGCCUAAGUUUGAACUGAGUUUGAAUUCUUUCCACAGCAUAAUGCUUCAUUGAUUUCACUUUCUGUCACUGAGUACCUUAAAAUAACUUAAAUAAUUGAAUACACUGCUUGAAGUCAUUAGGGAUAGACAUGUUUGUUCCUUUCAUUUUGUGGCUUUAUGACUAAAAGGUUUAUGAUUAAAAAUAAACAUAACA
This is a messenger RNA of Acipenser ruthenus (sterlet), 912 nucleotides long. RefSeq names its product DELTA-sagatoxin-Srs1a-like. Lineage: Eukaryota; Metazoa; Chordata; Actinopteri; Acipenseriformes; Acipenseridae. Gene Ontology annotation, cellular component: pore complex. Gene Ontology annotation, molecular function: channel activity. Gene Ontology annotation, biological process: cytolysis in another organism; monoatomic cation transport; pore complex assembly. The record is from RefSeq and is a predicted model, not a curated record. The transcript has 3 exons. The coding region runs from base 101 to 670 and encodes 189 amino acids.